Messenger RNA from Lingula anatina, 5039 nucleotides. Its product is annotated as protocadherin-like wing polarity protein stan. Lineage: Eukaryota; Metazoa; Brachiopoda; Lingulata; Lingulida; Lingulidae. Gene Ontology annotation, cellular component: plasma membrane. Gene Ontology annotation, molecular function: calcium ion binding; G protein-coupled receptor activity. Gene Ontology annotation, biological process: cell surface receptor signaling pathway; G protein-coupled receptor signaling pathway; homophilic cell-cell adhesion. The record is from RefSeq and is a predicted model, not a curated record.
AUGGUUUGAAUGAAGCCACAGCCACCUGUCAGCUCUCAGUGAUGUUGGUGACAGAGGACAUGUUGUUAAACAGCAUCACUGUGCGUCUUAACGAGAUGGACGAGACCGCCUUCCUCUCCCCUCUCUACGACUUCUUCAUCAAAGCUCUCGGAACCAUAAUCCCGGCAGAUAUUCAGGACAUCUUUAUCAUCAGUAUACGAGAUGACACUGACGUACCUGAAAAAGUUCUCAAUGUGAGCUUUUCCGUGAGGGAGAAGGUGUUGAACAGUCAAGACUAUUUCUACAGCCAACAGUUUCUGAAGGAAAGAGUUUACCUACAAAGGAAUCUACUGGCAAAGCUGUCAACACUUGAGGUUCUUCCUUUUGAUGAUAACAUCUGUGUGCGUGAGCCCUGCCUCAACUAUGAAGAAUGCAUCGAUAUCCUGAAGUUCGGCAAUGCGUCUGGUUUCCUCAGCUCUCCCACCAUGUUGUUCCGUCCCAUAUAUCCCAUUGAAGGGUCAAAGUGCAUCUGCCCGGCUGGAUUCACAGGAAUGAACGUGGAAUAUGAAUGCGACACAGAAGUGAACCUGUGCUACUCCAACCCCUGUCAGAACAAUGGAACUUGCUUACGACACGAGGGCGGCUACACAUGCAUUUGUCUUACAGGGUUCACAGGGACAUGUCAUGAGGCAUGGAGCACCUACCGCUGUGAAUGCCCUCCUAAAUAUGGCGGCAAGGAUUGUUCUAUAGUGAUUGAGGAAUCCAGACGCCUGUCAGGAAAUGGUUACCUUGCCUACAACCCCAGCCCUGGCCAGCGCGUGGCUCUUCCCUGGUAUCUGGGCGUGUCCUUCAGAACGCGACAGGAGACGGGGCUGUUGAUGAGUGUAGAGCUGGGUUCCAGUGUGGUCCUCUUGGAGAAUGUCCACCUGGGCAACAGUGCUAAUUCUAUCUUAGUGGGACCCCAGGAGUACAAUGCAGUGCGUGGGUGUAACCUCCCUGACCCCUGUGCUGGGGUCACUUGCCCUGCCAACAGUCAGUGUGUGGAUGAGUGGGACAGGCACUCCUGCCAGUGUUACCCAGAUGUUACCCAGGUAAAGUGUGUGGGUGAGUGGGACAGGCACUCCUGCCAGUGUUACCCAGGCUAUAUUGGCUCCAGUUGUCGUGACAUCUGCACUGCUUACAACCCUUGUCAGCACGGCUCAGAGUGUCGCCAUGACAUCACUGCAAUACGGGGAUACAAAUGUGACUGCAAGGAGCUGAACUCUGGCAGCUACUGUGAGAACUCCAUAGUCCAACAGUGUCCCACGGCCUGGUACGGCUACCCCAUCUGUGGUCCCUGUAACUGCCCCAGUGACAAAGGCUAUGAUUCCAACUGUGACAGUAAUGGAAAAUGUGCCUGUAAGGACUUCCAUUACCGCCCAGAGGGCAGUGAAGAGUGCUACAAGUGUAACUGCUACUCUGUUGGGUCAUUUGGUCAGUCCUGUGACCCACUGACUGGACAGUGUAGGUGCCGUAUGGGAGUGAAGGGCAAGCGCUGUGACCAGUGUGAUAGCCGGUAUGCUGAAGUCACUAGAGAGGGAUGUAAAGUUGUCUAUGGCAAAUGUCCUAAAGGAUUCUCUGACAACAUUCUCUGGCUACAAGUCCCGUAUGGUGAGACCGCUGUCCAGGACUGCCCUGAUGGGACCAGGGGUCAAGCUAGCCGUCACUGUGACCUGGAGACAGGUUGGCAGAACCCUGACGUCUUCAACUGUACAUCUAACCUCUUCAAGGAGAUUGAGUCUCGGUUGGUAGAAAUUGAAAAUGGUCAGCUGCUCAUCAACACUUUUGUUGCCAAGAAUCUCCUCACCAAACUGAACAAUGCCACCAACCAGACAGCGUACAUGUACGGAAAGGACAUCGAUAUUACCAACCGCCUGGUGAAACAGUUGUUGAUGUACGAGAUCAAACAAACUGGCCUCAAUCUUACCAAUACACAGGACAGGUUAUAUGUACAGAACAUGCUGAACUCCCUGAGCAGGACCAUGAUAGCACCCUAUGCAUCUCACUGGGAAAAGGCAGGGGGCGUGUCUGAGCUGAUGCACCUAUUGGAGGAGUACCUAUCUACACUAGCGCUAAACAUGGCGGUUGUGUUCCAGAGCGGGGGAAUGAACCCCUUCGAUGCCAUCACAGAUAAUCUAAUCUUUGGUCUGGACUUCAUCUUGAAAACCAACUUCAGUGGCACUAACAUCCCAAAAUACAACAACAAGGUGCAGAACAGUGCCAUGUUUGACAAGGACACGCAUGCCAUCUUGCCAGCCUCUGUGUUUGGACAGCCCAGUGUACAGGAAUGGAUCCAGUCCUCUCUGAACAGCCAGCCCAAGGCAGUGGCAGGAUACAUCAUGUUCAAAACCCUGGGGAGUAUCAUACCAGCCAGCUAUGAUGACAAGAAAGUCAGAGUCCAUGACUACCUGACUGUGAACACCCCCAUCAUGUCUCUAGUGCUACAGGAUGGGAACAGAACUGUCAAACAGCCAACUCCUUCUGUCACCUUUGACUUCAAGCAGCUGGUGACAGAGAGAAGGACCAGCCCACAGUGUGUCUACUGGGAGUUUGUGAAUAAAACUGGGCUAAGUGGUCGCUGGACAUCAGAGGGCUGCUGGCUGGACAACAGGAGAGACUCUGGAGGAAAUAAGUUUGUGACCUGCAGCUGUAACCACCUCAGUUAUUUCUCUGUACUGAUGGACAUCUCUGAUGUCGAGUACCUGGCGAGUGCCACAAUCCAGAUGGAGAUUGUCACGUAUGCAGGUGUAGCAUUGGCAAUGGCAUUCUUGCUGCUGACAUUCAUUAUACUGUGUAUUGCUCAAAACAACAUGCGUUCCAAUGCCAACAGUAUUCGUAUCAACUUUGUGUUCAUCACUCUCCUGGCCUUGCUCACCUAUGUGCUGGGAAUCAACAGGACAGACCCUGAGCUUCUGUGCAAGUUAAUUGCAAUUGCCUUACACUUCUUCUUCCUUGGGGCCUUUGCCUGGCUGUUCAUUGAGGCUCUCCACAUCUAUCGCAUGCUGACUGAGAUACGGAACAUCAACAAGGGUUCCAUGAAGUUCUACUACGCAGUGGGUUAUGUUGUGCCAGGAAUCAUCGUAGGCCUGUCUGUAGGGCUGAGUACUGACAAGUAUGGAACUAGGUCAUUUUGCUGGUUGAGCAUAGAUGACAACAUAUUCUGGAGUCUUGCAGGGCCUAUCAUUAUCAUAGUAGCUAUGAACCUGAUAGUGUUUGUGUUGGCUCUGAAGGCUGGCUGUGAUGGCAAGGCCAUGGAUGCUGAGUUUGGGCCUGUCAGGAAUAGUCUCAUCUCAGCCGUAAUACUGCUCCCCCUAGUGGGAGUCACGUGGGUAUUUGCUCUGCUGGGGGCCAAUGACAGAGACAUGGUGGCCUUUGACUACCUCUUUGGUAUCUUCGCAACAUUCCAAGGAUUUUUUAUUUUCAUUGCAUAUACUAUAUUAAAUGAGUUGUUCCUGUCGAAACUGAGAAGCUUGCUUCUUAAAUCGUGCAAUAUAUCAUACCUGAAUAAGGACGUGUUUUACGGCCUUGACCUUCUAAAAGUCUUGGAUUUGAGUGUCAACCAUCUACGACAUCCACCCGAACAAAUCUUUAAGCCGCUGAAGUCUCUCAGGACGUAUGGCCAACUCAGUCUGGAUUCGCGUAAGCGAAUGCAUUAUUACGUGGAGGAUCACUCAAGUAUAAGGAGCUUGGAGUUUAGGCCUAAUAAACGAAAUGGAAAUGAAUGUUUUGUCUUCAAAAACCUGUCGUCUUUGGAAGAGCUUACCGUCAAUGAACUCAAUGAAGCGUCUCCCUCCUUCAAUUUGAAAAAGCUAAAGCUUCAAGAUUUACAACAAUUACAGACCUUAGACCUGUCUAGAAACAAUGCAUACUUACAUUGUGAUAUACAGAACGCAGAUUACUUCAAAGGAAUGCCAAAUCUCCGAGAUUUACAAAUGAGUUCUAACAGGCUGUAUCUUACCAAUGCCCCAACACUCCUCGUUAUGUUUCAAUCCCUUCACAAUGUAACAAAUGUAGAUUUAAGUAGUAACUUGUUAUCGGAACUACCAGUGGGAAUGUUUGACUCUAUGGAGCGUCUGAGAUAUCUAACUCUUUUAAGAAACAGACUGCAGACUAUUCCCAAGGGACUAUUCAGAAACUUGAAUCAACUCCACACCUUGAAACUCUCCUCUAAUUCCAUAUCAAACAUCCAAGAUGGCGCCUUCGAUGGCUUAGUAUCGCUACGUGUACUUCAAAUGGGCAACAAUAAGUUAAUCUGUGACUGCAAUAUACGGUGGUUUCAGCAAUAUUUUCAGAGACUUGACAAGGAGGACUCAGAAGAGUUUUGCUUUGGUACUCCUACAGGUACAUCAAAGAGAAUUCCAAUCACUGAAUUCAAACCUGACUGGUGGCAGUGUGAUAACAACACGGCGAAGGUGGCGGUCAGUAUCCUUGGGGUGGUACUAUUCAUGUGUUUUAUAGCUGGUAUUGUUUACUAUGCAAGAUGGGACAUUAGAUUCGCUUUGGUAGUCAGGUUCGGGUGGCGAUACUGUGCUAAGAUUCCACAAGAUGAUGACGUCAACCUUGUGAAGAUAUUCGAUGCCUUUGUUUCGUAUAGUUUACUGGAUACGGCCUGGGUUGCUGCCGAGCUGAUCCCAAAUCUGGAAAAUGACGAACAAUUCAACUUUCGUCUUUGUAUCCAUGAGCGCAAUUUCCUUCCCGGCAACUCUAUUGUAGAAAGUGUUGAAGGAGCCAUGGACGGCAGUUACAGUGUCAUUUUCUGGAUUACUCAAAACUUUCUGGAAAGCGAGGUUUGUGAUUUUGAACUGAAUUUGGCCAAGACUAAGCUCUUUGGAGGGAAAAUUUGCUCGGUUAUUUUCAUAUUUGAAGAACGUUUUGAUAAAACCCAACUACCGCAGCCAAUGGGGAUUAUGAUACGACAUUGCCAAUGUCUUUACUGGCCAGACCUGCGGUUGCGCAAAAGGGACGUUUUCUGGAAAAGACUGAAGCUUGCCUUGUUGGAAAACAAACCAAAAGAUAAUUGA